AUGGCUAAAUUUAAAAAUCCUUUCGGAAAUCCAUUCAGUGUGCAAGAUGUGAAAAUGAAGGAUCCAGAACUUCCAGAAAUUAACUACGUUCCAUCUACAUAUUGUAGACUGAUGGAUGAAAUGAUUGGGGUUAAAAGUAGACCGUGGAAUCCUGAUCGUAGACCUUUAGAGCUUUCUCAGACUUUUGCUUUACCCGAUAUGAAUCCGGAAGAGUUGGUGUUUACUCAAAUUACUGAAAACUGUGCUUGUAAAUCGGCAGUUGCAGCAGUUGCUGGGUUUGGUCUAGGAAUUCUUUUCGGAUUGUUUACUGCUUCAGUUGAUCCUCAGUCAUCAAUGAGGGGCGUUGAUGCAACUAAAAUUCCAACACUGAAGCAAAUGUGGUUAGAAUCGAAGUCGCGAAUGCGUUCAUAUGGCAAAAAUUUUGCUUCUAUUGGUUUUCUAUUUACUGGCACUGAGUGCUUAGUAGAAAGUUAUCGAGCGCGUAACGACUGGAAAAAUGGUACGUUAGCUGGAGGCAUUGUAGGUGGUCUACUUGGUUUUCGUGCAGGUUGUUUUGGAACUUUGCUUAAUAUUACUUUAAUUUUCAAGCUCUUUGAAUUUAACUUCGAAUUACCAGUGAAAAGAGUAGGUGGUUAUCCUCUUGCGGAAUUCACCAAAUUAUCAUUUCACUGUUAUUUUUUAAGGAUGGUUUCGGUUCCAUUGAUGAUCGAGCUGAGUGGUGUAUUUUUCCUAACAUUGUUAUUAUUAAAUAAAUAUGGCAGUUGGCGACAGCAGCACUUCAUCGUUAUGAUCUCUACACUUAUUAGCUGGUUCUUGUCUUUCGUUAUCAUAUUUAUCUUACCAUUGGAUAUUGCAAUUACUUUUUACAAUCGCUGUUGGCUGAAUGAAAAUAAGCUGCUAGUUGAAAUCACUCCAGAAAUCAACAAUGCUUCAAUACCAUUAUGUGAAAAACCCAUAGGCUUUGUGCCAAACUAUGUUUUGUUACAAGUCUGGCGUGUCGUGAUUAUUUUACCGUUAAUGCAGGGUUAUUCAAAUGCUGGUGAUUUUUCGGCUUGCAGGAAAUUGCAGUCAGCAGUAUAUAGUAAUGGUGUAUAUUACGGCGCGUAUCUAAUUAUUUUUUUCAUGCUAAUGCUGUAUGCAGUUAUGAAAGGAGUAGCACUGAAUGCGGAACAUCUGAAAGUCAUUCUCAUUUCUGCUUCUAAUACUUGGGGCCUAUUUUUUUUGGUAAUUCUGUUAGGAUAUGGUUUGGUAGAGGUACCACGCCAAUUUUGGCUCAUGGGGAAUCAAGACUAUCGGCUGAACAAGACAUAUUUUGAUGUGGACAAAUUAUCAUCAGAUAAAAAUGAUGCUGAAGAUAUUCUGCCAGAAAUUUAUAAGGAAGCUCAAAGUAUUUUAACAUCGCUGUGUAAUGAACAUACAUUACGUGGAUAUGCGCGGACAAUUGUGGCAAAAUUUCCAUCUGAAUUGGUAUCACAGAUCACUUCUAGAUCAAAUGCUAAUUUUUUAGCAGCUUCAGAUAUUAAACCGAAUAAUGAAAGCUUUGCAUCGAGGAAAAAGUAUUUGGUACGAUUACAUAAGCGUGUAAUCAAUGCAAUACAAAAUCACCAUAGAAUACAAGCACAGUGGAACGCCUUAGUUCGGCAGGCCUUAUAUUUGGAAGACGUUCAUCAGGCCGAAAUUACUGGUCAUUUUGUUCGGGAAAAUAAGCAUCGAGCAAGUACAGUCUGCUUUAUAUCACAGUUUUAUUUUUUCUGGCAUGUAAUGUGCAAAAAAUUCUUGUUAAGGAUUUUUGGGCUUUUCUUCUUUCUUAUGACUGCAUUUAUUAUGUGGAGUGAAUGCACGUUUUUCAUCGUACAUCCUCGUUUAUCGCUUGCUGCAUUUAUUAUUCAUUAUGUAGCAUACGGUUAUCAUUACCUUUACAUUCAGAUUUGUGCAACUGCAAUCAUAUCAUAUCUUUGUGUCUGUGCGUAUUAUACUGUAUUUAAAUUGAGAAUAUAUCGUUAUUAUCAUCUCGAUCCGCAUCAUAUGACUGAUGAAAAUAGCUUGUUGUUUAGUGCUAUCCUUCUGUGUCGUCUAACUCCACCAAUAUGCUUAAAUGUAUUGGGAAUGAUUCAUCUUGACUCGCAUAUCACUUCGAAUGAUGAUUUUGGAGUUGAGACACAAUUCACUAAGCUGAUGGGUCAUUUAGACUUGAUACCAGUUUUGGCAAAAGGGAUUAACAUAUAUCUUCCUAUCCUAAUUGUUUUACUUGCCCUUGGAACUUGGUUCAAUGACGACGAAAUGACAGUGGAGUCGAUUAGUAGCGGUAAAGCUCUUGUUUUGUUAGAACGUAAUAAGAUGACACGCACAGCUUACCGAGAAGAAAAGAAUCAAUAUUGGACCGAAAAAUUGACUUCAAAGGCGCCUGUUACAGGUGAAUCUAUGAAAAUUACCAUAUAUAUCGGGAAAAAUAUUUGUUGUCUCUGCUCUCAUAAAUACAGUGAUCGUGUACCAUUCAUAGCAGAUGACAGUGAACAGUAUCCAUCAUUUGGUAUGACUGAGAGCAUAGGACAUGAAUUUUCUGUUGUUCAUCCAUCUCCAAAUAUGUUUGAUGAUCUCUAA
This is a messenger RNA of Thelazia callipaeda (thelaziosis nematode), 2601 nucleotides long. Lineage: Eukaryota; Metazoa; Nematoda; Chromadorea; Rhabditida; Thelaziidae. The record is from the annotation of a GenBank genome assembly.